UUUAUCACUUUAGUUGCACGUGUUCGCUUCUAAUUGUUUUGUUUUAUAUAUGAAAAAUGUAUUAUUAGUUUCAAAUUGAUUAUUAAUUCUGAGAGCGGUGAGUAGUUCAGUUGACCCGACUUAACCUCGUGUCGUGUAUACAAACAAUAAACCACUUUAGUGAAAUAAAAUGAAUUUACUACCAAAAUCUCACAAAGAGUUCAGUCAGAAGGAAUACUGGGACUCUUUUUUCAAGAAACGGGGCGCUAAAGCCUUCGAAUGGUACGGUGAAUAUCCGGAGCUUUCAACCCACUUGCACAAAUAUAUCAAGGAACAAGAUGACAUUCUCGUCACGGGUUGCGGAAAUUCGACCCUCGGACGCGACUUAUACGACAUUGGUUACCACAAAAUCACCAACAUCGACAUCUCGCAAGUGGUCAUCCGCCAAAUGCUAUCCCAAACCGAGAAAGAGCGCCCUAACCUCAAAUACCUCCAAAUGGACGCUCUAGACAUGUCUUUCAACGACGAAAGCUUCACGGUCGUUGUCGAUAAAGGCACUCUAGACGCUUUAAUGCCCGACUCAACCCCCGAGACUCUCACCAAAAUCGAAACAUACUUCACUGAAGUCCAACGAGUGCUAAAAUUGGCGGGUCGUUACAUUUGUGUGACCCUAUUGCAGGAACACAUUUUGCAAGCUUUGUUGGACUAUUUUCCGAAUAAUAAUUGGAUGUUCCGGGUGGUGCGUUGUUUCGAAGCCGAGAACAAAGCGAUCGAGAAUGGGGAAAACACAAUGCCUGUGUUUGUGGUGAUUUGCACAAAAUUCAAGGCGCUACCGAGGCGGAUUUUGGAGGUUAAUUUUAGCACUGGGGAUAAAAUGCAGCGGUUUGAGACCACCGAGGACGUGAUGGUGCACGUCGCGAACGUGCAACGAGCGGCUUUCGUGUGUUCUAGUAUCAAAAGGACGACGAUUCAAGAGGACGAGAUUUCGCUCGAUUUGUACAAGGGGGAGAUUUCUAAACCCAGGUUUACGGUCUACGUGGUUGAUAUUAAGCCCGAGGCGAGCAAUGCGCAGUACGCCGCCUUCAUAGUCCCCCAGGGCAGGGAGGCGGAGUGGCUCUUUUCCACUAAGUCCGGUCGCCAACACCUAACCAAAGUCACUAAAACCAACCGGUUGGCAAUCGUGACAAUGCACCGCGGCCACAACUUCGGUACUUUCGAGCAAGUCCAAACCGAGUUGAACGAAACAGUCUGCAACCUCGCCCCCUCCUCGCUAAAAAACAAAAAAAUCCCCUACUUGUCCCUAGGUUCCGACGUCGGCUCGCGGUCGAUUAAAGUCGAAGGCAAAUCCGACUUCUCGGGUCCCUACGUGGUCGAAGAUGUGCAGAUCGACUCAAACAAAUUCCGGCGCCUGUUCUACUUAAGUUCGCAGCUCGUCAUCCAAUCAGAAGCCAAAUUAAAAACCAUCAAAACCAAGAAAAGUGCGAAAGAGAUCGUGGACUUGACGCACUUGACGUGUCGCCAUCACGUGUACAUGAGCGUGGCGGCGCACUUAGCCACACGCAAACGACAACCCAGCUCGGUGGCGGUGGUGGGGCUGGGAGGCGGCGGGUUGUGCUCCUUCUUGUACAAGUUUCUGCCGAAAACGCGAAUCACGGCUGUGGAUAUCGACCCGGAGAUGCUCGAAGUGGCGACGAAGUGGUUCGGGUUGGUGCAGAACGAGCGGUUGAAGGUGGUGAUUCAAGAUGGCGUGGAGUUUUUGGGGAAAAUGGCGGCGGCGGGGGAGCGCUGGGACGCGGUUUUGUUCGAUGUGGAUAGCAAGGAUAGCAGUAUUGGGAUGAGUUGUCCUCCGCAGCAGUUCCUGGAGGAGGAGGUGCUCGAUAAUGUCGCUAAAUUGGUCGCCGAUUCAGGGUUUUUUGUGUUGAACUUGGUGCUUCGUGAGUGCAGUUUGAGGCCCGCGAUUGUCGAUAAAUUGAGGAGGAAAUUUAAAACUGUCGUCUCGUAUAAACUGGCUGAAGAUCUUAACGAAGUUUUGGUUUGUGGUGGUGAGAAGGUGGAUUUUGGUGACGUGAAGAAACGGUUCGGCGAGAGUUCGAGUGACAUUAAUGCUUUUUUUAAGAGAAAUCAGUUGGGUAGUGAUGGUAAUGUACACGUCGAGGAGUUUUUGAAUAAUUUAAAUAUUUUAUGAUAAA
Messenger RNA from Zophobas morio, 2168 nucleotides. Its product is annotated as eEF1A lysine and N-terminal methyltransferase homolog. NCBI's taxonomy places the organism in Eukaryota, Metazoa, Arthropoda, Insecta, Coleoptera, Tenebrionidae. The coding region runs from base 170 to 2164 and encodes 664 amino acids. The record is from RefSeq and is a predicted model, not a curated record. The transcript has 5 exons.